AUGGCCACUCGACCGACAACAAAACUCCCCGCAGGUGCCAACCGUAUACUAUUUGUCAAAAACCUGAACUACCAAAUUACCGGAGAGGAUUUAUACGAUUUGUUUGGACGGUAUGGGAGUAUACGACAGAUCCGGAUAGGGAACGAGAACAAAACUAAAGGGACUGCAUUUGUUGUUUUCGACGACGUUAUGGACGCAAAGAAUGCACUAGAACAUUUGAAUGGAUUUCAUUUGCAAGAGCGAUACAUCGUCGUACUAUACCACAUGCCUGCAAAACAGGAUGCCGCUGCUGCAAAAGCUGAUCUGGCCCGUCGAGAGGAGGAGUUGGCAGCCUUGAAAAAGAAGCACGAUAUUGGAGAUGAAUGA
Molecule: messenger RNA, 366 nt
Organism: Marasmius oreades (fairy-ring Marasmius)
Lineage: Eukaryota; Fungi; Basidiomycota; Agaricomycetes; Agaricales; Marasmiaceae
Exons: 3
Coding region: 1-366 (121 amino acids)
Cellular component (GO): nucleus; ribonucleoprotein complex; cytoplasm
Molecular function (GO): mRNA binding
Source: RefSeq, a predicted model, not a curated record